Portunus trituberculatus (swimming crab) is the source of this 981-nucleotide messenger RNA. Its product is annotated as vitelline membrane outer layer protein 1 homolog. The transcript has 6 exons. Bases 114 to 809 code for a protein of 231 amino acids. The record is from RefSeq and is a predicted model, not a curated record. Lineage: Eukaryota; Metazoa; Arthropoda; Malacostraca; Decapoda; Portunidae.
GGAGGGAGGAGGAGGAGGAGAAGGAGGAGGAGGAAGAGGAAGAAGAUAAGCUUACCUAUAAAGGGAGUGUGUAAGAAGGUAGAGAGAGGCAGUCGUCAGAUCAUCCUAACGUCAUGACCACUCUGGCUCUUCUUCUUCCUCUUCUCGCCCUUGGCGGGGUGGCGAGCGCUGCCGUGACGUUACCAAGGGGCAUAGAGGAAAGCCUCACGCUGGACAACGGGCUGAGCAGGGGCGAGUGGGGACCCAUUGAUUUGUGUAGCGAGGGUUCUCACGUCUUCGCCUUCGAGAUUAAAUACUCAGGCUUGGGUUACCUGGACGACACCAGUGUGAACGCCAUCAGACUGUACUGCCAGACUCCAGAGGGCGCCCUUAGUAACAUCCUUAUUAGCGCCGAGGGAAGUUUUGGCCAGUGGCAGGGCAUGCGGUCGUGUCCUCUUGGUGAAGUCAUGACGGGCGUGCGGGCCAACGUGGUGCCUGACCAGGGAACACUUGGUGACGACUUGGGCAUGGAUAACCUGCAGAUGAGGUGUUCCGGUGGCCAGGUGCUUGAUGGCCUGUACGGCGUGCCCAACAGGAAAGGCAAGAAUCCCGUGGUGGCUCGUGAGAUGACCAAGAUACAAGGAAGAGAAGUAGAGGCAGUGUACAUGAAGGUUCAACGCACUGCACACACGAGGGACUUCGGGGACUGGGGGACGUGGCAGGCGUGUUCCUCUGGCAAGGUGUGUGGGCUGCAGGUGCGACUCGAAGACAACCACCCGCUAAACGACGACGCUGGAAUAACUGACACUGUUAUUUUCUGCUGUAAUUAACAUGAUGGACGGGAACACAUGGGGUCGCCUGAUGGGGAAGGGCAAGACACAGCGUCCCUCACCUUCAGGUCCCCGAUGGAAGGCCACACGAAGGGCAGCCAGUGAUAGAGACUCAUGCCUGGUGCUUCAGUUUGGGUGACUCAGUAGUGUUGCCAAUAAAGUUGUAAUUGUC